This is a messenger RNA of Cinara cedri, 180 nucleotides long. Lineage: Eukaryota; Metazoa; Arthropoda; Insecta; Hemiptera; Aphididae. The record is from the annotation of a GenBank genome assembly.
AUGCCCAAGAUUACGUUGAGAGGACAGGAUAAAAGAAGACGUAUAAAGAAUAAGACCAGGAGAGAACUGGAAAGUAUUAGCAUUAGAAAGAGAAGAUUAGAGGCAAUUGUGUUGGACUGUCAGGUCUUGAAGGCCGAGUACCGCAUAGAAGAAGAAAAAUGUGGACAUUCCAAUUUUUAA